CCUAGCUCAGCCGUCUCCCUGGUGACCGCUACCGGUCACCCAUUUGGCCUCCAAGCCCGGAGAUGCGUCAUUUUCUGUGCGCCGGAAGCGAAAAUUCCUGCACUGGUUCACGUGGAAAACGCACUGCCGGGCGGGAGCCACGGAAAGUUAGGCAGGCGUAGGCGGUGUGAGACGGCGGGGCCGACGGCCCUUUUGCUGGACCCAGUGAUAAUGGCAGUGUUUCACGAUGAGGUGGAGAUCGAGGACUUCCAAUAUGACGAGGACUCGGAGUCGUAUUUCUACCCCUGCCCGUGUGGUGAUAACUUCUGUAUCACCAAGGAGGAUUUGGAGAAUGGGGAAGAUGUGGCAACGUGUCCUAGCUGCUCUCUCGUUAUAAAAGUGAUUUAUGACAAAGAUCAGUUUAUGUGUGGAGAAACAGUCCCAGCCCCUUCCACCAACAAAGAAUUAGUUAAAUGCUGAAGACGACCUUAGGAAUCCAAAUCUUGAACAGCUGGGAAUGAGCCAAGUUGGAAAAGUCAAAUGCAAAGUUAUAGGCCUCUUCAUGGGGACAACCAUUUUGUGGCUUGCUGUUCCGUUAGAGUGUGGAUUCUUACCAUGGACAGCCACAUUCAUCUUCAGUUAAAGAAGCUGGCCACAACAUGACAUGCCUGAUUUUCAUGCUUACACCUUUGAGUCGCAAAUGGUCUUAAUUUUCCACUUGAAUUUUAAAGGAAAAUGAUUUCAAAUCAGUGCUUUCUUUCCCUCAGUUUCAUCAAAUCUUAAACUUAAUUACUUCAGUAUCUGAUAACAGCAUCAUCUACCUCAAAGUCAUUGGUAUUCCUUAACGAAAAAGGGAUUGUACUUUUGGCUUGGUAAUUAAGAUUAUUAAAAUUAGCCUUUCCUUUGAAAUUUGAGAUGACUUUUCCUGUUUUAAACUUAAGAAUAUUAGCUUCCUUGUCAGGACUGCACUUACAGUUACUGCACCAAGCUAGUCUCCUCAGUCUUGUCGUUAUUAAAAUGUUCAUGUUAUUUUAAACAUGGCUUAUCUGUUACACUUCAUGUGUAGAGGGCUGGGCGUGGUAUUAAAAAGGAAAUGUAGUGAGCUCAUGAUUUCUCCAGAACUAAAAGUUAGUUGAAUGAGAAAGAAAAAAUCAAAAAGUGAAAUGAUAAAAGAAUAUGGAGUUUUCUUGUCGAUAUUCUGUAUGUUUCUUUAAAAUUGGGACAAGAUAAAAAAACAAAACAGCCACGGGAAGAAUGAGGAGCAAAACAUGCCAGCUUAGCAAGUGACAUGCUUGCGUGAUUCUGCCAGAUCAGGGCAAGUCAUAUUUCUAUGGCUAGAUUUUUGUUCGCUUGUUUUUAGAAAAGGCUAAUGAAACGACACUCCAGCUGGGGGCUAAUGUCAAGUCUUUAUUCCUGGUGGCAAUGCCUCCAACAUUAUCACAGUAUCAGUUUACUACUCCUAAAAGGUGAAGCAUCUAUAAUAACUCCUCAUUUGCUUAAAAUGAGCUUGAAAACAGGAGGCUGUUUCUGAGUAAAUAUGCCCAUGGAGGGGCAUAUAACCUGUAACCGAACCAGACAUAAACUCUUACAGAGAAAUGUUCCCCUGAAGAAAAGUAAAUACAAAAAGAUAGGCCACCAGCCUUCCUUUGCUGUAGUGCUGAGAGUAGCAAAAAUUAGAAUCACAUAUGGAAAUCUGAAAACCCCCUUUAUAAAUGCAACUUUCUUCUGUGUAUAAAAAGUUAAAAAAAAAAAAAGCAUUAUUAUCUGGCAGGAUGUGUAGGAAAUGACUCCUGCAGCUAGAGAGAAAAAUGGCUUACCACAAUGUGAACAUUCUGUAACUGAUUGAUAAAUGUGAUGCACACGCUCACUGGGGGCUUCAAUUAAAACAAGUGUAUGGCCUUUUUUGUCUGCCAGCAGCAUGGCUAUGUUUAACCAUUAGUCUGAGACAAUAAAUCACCAGAAGUUGUAUGCUGAAAUGCUUAGGACGUUACCAGCAGCAUCAUAUGGCAUAUUCUUGAUGUGAUGAGAAAUCGCAUUGCUUGGUGAGACACUGACACCCAGAAGUAAUCCACAACUGCUCUGCAGGAGCUGUUGGAACCAGUGAAUGCUCAAAUGAACAGCAGGAUGCUAAGUGAUAACUGAGUGGAAUGAGCCGUAAAGAGAAGUGAACUCAAAUGUUGAUGGCUUUGUAGGUAUCAAUAACAAGUUGGUUCCUUCUGCUAAUAUUAAAUUUCAAACAAGAAGAGACCCUUAAUGUGAUCUAUUCUGAGCAUAGAACAGGAAGAAAAGUUGCCCAAGUCCGAACAGGAGAAAAGAAGCAUAAACAGCACUAGCAGUGUUCAGUGAUAAGCCACAACUAUGGGAAUGACUUUGUCUCCACAGCAACCAAGUCACUAAAUUUGUGAACUACAAAAGAACACAUCAGGAUUCAAUCCUUUGUUAAGCAUAAAAUGAAACUAGGGUCUUUUCAGAUAUGAACUAGAGUUUUGUGUGAUAUUUGUGCCUUAUUUAACCCAACAUGUUUCUGGAGCACCUCAACUGAUUUGUAGAACAGGCUGUCUCUUACUGGCUUUGUAAUCUUUGGCAAGGCUAGUAGAUCCCUCAUUUGUACAAUUAGGAGCCUGGAUUAGCUCUAUGUCUAAGCUGUCAGUUCUGUAUCAUGGCUUGGUAGCUUGCAGGAACUGAAAUGGCAAUUGAAACCUUUAUAAACUCAAACUUUAGAUCAUGAUUUACUGUGAAGACACUCCAUUCUUCAAUAACUUGAUGUUGCCACACUUCAGAGUUUGAAUGUGAAGUCAACUGGUUCUACAUACACUUUGGUGUACAUACGCAGAAGCAUUUCUCUUGGAAAGUGUCCAACAUUUUUUGAUAACUAUUAAUUUAUUACCAGGAUAAACUGUACUGGCAUGCUAUAUAAAGAUAAUUUAAAUCCACUUGUUUUUAUGUCAUUUUUCCGUACCUAAAUACCAGCAUUUUUAAUUAAAAGGUUUUAGUAUAAUUUUACAUCAGGUAGAAAUCUUUCUUAACUUGCUUUGGGGCAUUUUAAGUAGGUUUCUGGUAUGAACAGAGUUUUAAAUCAGAACUUGCCACUGUAUAGUUUGGCCACCUGGAUUUGGAUUCUUGGUUUUAUUAUUUGAAGAAGAAAAAAAAAAAGCUUUGAGUCAAGUGGCAAUAAGGCAAAGAUACUUGGCAUUCUUAGGUGAAUAAUUGAGUUUACUGCUGGGAAAACAACUAUUUUUAAGGCUGAUGAUCAA
Trichechus manatus latirostris (Florida manatee) is the source of this 3233-nucleotide messenger RNA. It is a transcript of the gene DPH3, whose product is annotated as diphthamide biosynthesis 3. NCBI's taxonomy places the organism in Eukaryota, Metazoa, Chordata, Mammalia, Sirenia, Trichechidae. The coding region runs from base 211 to 459 and encodes 82 amino acids. The record is from RefSeq and is a predicted model, not a curated record. The transcript is spliced from 3 exons.